Molecule: messenger RNA, 2283 nt
Organism: Peniophora sp. CBMAI 1063
Lineage: Eukaryota; Fungi; Basidiomycota; Agaricomycetes; Russulales; Peniophoraceae
Source: the annotation of a GenBank genome assembly
AUGUCUGGGCGCGAUGAAUCUCGUGAUCCGGGAUCCCCGCCGUCCUCCCAACAUGGACCGACGCCUAUGUCCCCGCCGGCGGACGACAAUCCUUGGGCGUCAACUACGCACUCUGACCAUCCAGUUUCACCUGUACCCGAUGUACCUCAAUGGCCCACUUCUCCUCCAAUGCGCCAACUUUCACCAGUGAACUUCUCCUUGCCGCCGUUUUCGUCCCUCUUCUCGGCUGCGACUCAGGGCCGCGCCCAUAACUCUGCUCGAAGGUCUCUCUCCCCGGAGCCGGUCGGGCAUCCUGACGAUCAGGGCUCCGGUCCCAAACGGCCCAGGAUGUCGACACCAUCUUACCUGCAAGCACAGUUCUCCAGUAGCACGGCUCCGAAACUCAGAUCGACCCUCCUGCCGAACCGCAAGCCGCAUGUGCCGGGUUUCUUACUUGCACAGCAGGAGUUAGAGCGCCAGCACAUGAACGGUCUAAAAGAAUAUCAGAUGGCCGCAGGAUCGUACGGUGGAGGCGUUGCUUUACCCGCAAGACUCAAUGUGUUCCCUGAUCCUCAAAUCAACUCGACGGCCGUUCCCCUUGGUCGGCCGGCGGCUGCUCCUGUGACGGAACGUAGCGAAGAUGGAGAUGAUGAUGAAGAGAUGCUCGAGGCUGAGCGUCGCUCGAGACGAGCAGAGAAGCAGCCUCAGACGAAUCCUGCUACGGGUCCUGAGCCAAGCACAAGCCGUACGUCGUUCGAUUCCGGAGGCGCUGGAUCUACCCGCAAGCGUGCCGCAUCUCCAGACUUGGAGAAACCUGAGGAUCGCAGGCCAGCUCCUCCGCAACAGUCCGCGGGUUCGCCGGCCGAACCGCCCGCAAGCAACACUGAACCUGCCCGCAAGCGUACUGCAUCUCCAGACGUGGAGAAACCUGAGGAUCGCAGGCCAGCUCCGCAACAGCCCGCGGGUUCGCCGGCCGAACCACGCGGUAGUCCUGUCUUUGGGUCAUCAUCUUCGACGCAUCAAGAGACCGCGGUCGCGCUUUUCCAUGAAGUCCGCACUAAUUCCAACGACCUCGCCCUUAUGCGCGCGGACAUGAACUUGAUAGCGAUCAACCUCAGAGGCGCUCGUGCACCUUCGAACGCCCAACCCGGUCCAUCCCUUCCCGAUGACGACACCACCAGUGCUACACACGCCCGCGAAGCUAAGCUCGAUCGUUGGGCCACUGCCGCUGGAUUCAAGACGGCGCGCAGAGUCCGUAGUAGGGGCAAGGACAAGAAUCGGCUCGCUAGGGAUGUGCGGGAGAUGACCUUUGGUCUAUGCGGCAGGGCGACGCGCACGUGCCCCUUUGCACGCCCUCCCCCGUCGGAAGAUGCGGUUCUUAAUUUUUACCGGACAGGGCGAGGCGGGCCGACUCGAGAGACGUUCAUGUUCGCGACGAGCCCGAGCAAGGUCAAGAACAUGUGGAACAUCAAGUGCGGCGAGAUUGUCGCCGAGUGUCUAAGGAACGACGAAGGGACCGACUACUCGGAAGAAGACAGCGACGCGAUUCAAGCCGCAUUCGACACCUACCUGAUAACACUCAACAAGCACCUCAACGACCGUGGCUUCGUCGGCGGCCCUGCAACCGAACCCAGAUGUCGUUGGACCAAGAAACAAGCCCAGACGGCGCGAAGGAAUGGUCGCCGAGAAACGACGGGCGAGUCGCGCCUCUUGGCCCUUGAAUUGUCAGAUCUACCGGCAGAUGUCGUAGACAAUUACAAGAAGGUGGGCCUCGACGGAGGGAGCGACGACGAGUCAGACCACGAAGGUCAAAGCAAUACCUUCGCGAUCAAGGAAUUGAUGUGGCAAAGUUCCCAGAUGCGCACCCUUUCCCGGUGUUUGGAUCUCAAGAAUCUGUCUCUCAAGUUUAAAGAAGAUGGAACAGCCCGGCCUGGCAACUGGCCUCGUCGCCGUAUCCCAUCGCAGCGUCCUCGACCUGCCUUUACGGUAGAAAGCGCAGGGGAAAUAUUCAAAGGGGCAAUACAGGGUCUCCCAAAGAACUGGUAUGACCAGAUGUGGCUACACGCUCUGGCACCGCCGUUGUACGAAGCCCUUCGCGUCGGUCCCGAGGUCGAGAUUGAACUUCCCCAGCCGUUCAUCAUGGAGGUCGCACGGUAUAUACACCUUGCCGUUCCCACUUUGCCUGACAGCCCCGCCGAAAGGGCCAGACGCUCGGCUUUCAGCGAGCAGGCCGAAGCGCAGGAGCAAUUGAUGUACUGGUUGCGUACAGGACGCGCACAGCAAGCUGAUUCCGGGCUCGCAUGA